AAUUAAGCUGAUGCUGCCUGGCUGCUGCUGCAUGUGGCACCACACAGAGACACAUGUUCAUCUACACGCAGCUGCUGCGAAGCUCAAUUGUUGUACCCCUUCUCUUCUCUCAGGUACCAGCUGACCUGGCGAUUUCACAUCCCCUACUUCUCCUACACUUCCACUCGGCAGCUCUCUGGCAGAUCAACUUUCCAGCAAUCUGCAGCUAGCGACUACGCUGAAAGCCGAACGGGCUCAGAGAGAGUUCGACUCGCAGCAGUACGUGCACAACAAGGUAAGUGGGUGAUCUUAAUUCGUUCAGUACUGCAUAUGUAUGUAUAUCGAUAUUACUUCUCAAUUAGCUACCUGGGUAAUUGGGGAUUUGGAUCUAGCAGCUAGUACAUAGGCUCAUACUGUAUGCAAACUUCGAAUUUGAUUACCUGGUUUUGGGUACCCAGCAAAAAAUUCGGAUACCGGACAGUAUCAGCAUUUCUUGAUACCGGACAGUAACAACAGGUUAGCUACCACUAUGCUAGCAUAUUUAUUAUGCACAGUAAGAGUUCAAUAAUUAUCUAUUAUAUGCUAAAAAAAAUCAAAAUUUUGUUGAAAUAUUCGAGUUGUAUUUUUUGGCAUCCAUGGCAACUGCAAAUUCCAGUACCCCUCAGUAAAAAUACUGAGUUCGGCAGCCAAAACAUUUGCUCAUACUGUCAUACAUACAUGAUGACUUUGCUAUUGUUUCCAGUGUAAAAAACCUACCGAAUACAAAUGGACCACAAAGCUACUACCGCACAACGUGACCUAGAGCAUAUAUUAGUCGAGGAAACCGCUGAGCCCAAGGCCCUGCCAUUAUCACUUUUGGAGGACAUGACAGAUCAUUUCUCUGAUGACCUAGAGAUUGGACGCGGUGGAUUUGCGGUGGUCUAUAAGGGAAAACUUGGCGAUAAGGAGGUCGCCGUGAAGAGGCUGUCCGAAGCUUAUAUGCAUGAAAAAGAAUUUGACCGAGAGAUUCAAUGCCUGGUACGGGCAAAACACAAAAAUGUAGUAAGAUUCCUGGGAUAUUGUGAUGACAGACAAAGAAAUAUGGAAAGAUGCGACGAAAAAUUUCUCAUGGCGGAUAUCCACCAAAGAUUGUUUUGCUUCGAGUAUAUGCCUAAAGGGAGUCUUGAUAAGUAUAUCAAUACGCAUCAUGAGUGGGAAACGUGCUACAAAAUAAUCAAAGGGAUCUGUGAGGGUCUGCAGUACCUUCAUGACAAUAGUAUUAUUCACUUGGAUCUGAAACCCGCCAAUAUACUGCUCGACGAUGACAUGGUACCAAAAAUAACUGAUUUUGGCCUGUCAAGAUGCUUAGAUGAAAAUCAAAGCCAGGUGUUUACAAAAACUAUAUCAGGAACAAUGGGAUAUUUGGCGCCAGAACGUUACGGAGGGAGUGGAAUCAAACCAAGUGGUGACUUGUAUAGUCUUGGUAUUAUUAUCAUGGAAAUACUGACCGGACAGAAGCAGCCUCAAGAUACCAAGGAUGUACUUGAAACUUGGAGUGAUAGGUUGGAGAGAUCACAACAAGACACAGUCUACGAACAAAUACGUGUAUGCAACGAGAUAGCUUCAAAUUGCAUGCAGUUAAAUCCAAAGGACAGACCAGCUAGUGCAGGAGACAUAAUCGACAGGCUUCACGAAAUGGAAAGGAUCCAGGGCUGGUUUGAGGAAAUAUUUUACUUAUCUCCCGAGCCGGCUCAACUGCCAGGCUCAGCGUAUCGUUUCGCCAAGAUGAAGCCACUGUUGCCUGUGAAGCUCGGCCCACGCAACUCGACGAUGGCAGCAACAAAGAUGUUGUCGCCAUACGACAUGGUGGAGCCGAUGUCGUAUCUGUGCGUGAGCGUGGUGAAGGCGCGGGACCUGCCCACCAUGGACAUCACCAGCGUGCUACACCCCUACGUGGAGGUGAAACUAGGGAACUUCAAGGGCGUGACACAAUGCCUGGAGAAGAACGCCAACCCGGUGUGGCAGCAGUUGUUCACCAUCUCUGGCGCCCACCUGCAGUCCAAUCAGCUGCAGGUUAUUGUCAAGCACAAGGACGUGCUCCGUGACGACUUUGUCGGUCGCGUCGUCUUUGACAUGUCCGACAUCCCCAACCACUCCCCGCCUCAUAGUUGGCCGGCCCCGCAGUGGCACCACCUUUCUGAUGCACGGGGCAAGAGGUUCCCACAUGGCCAUAGUCUCGGCGAGAUCAUGCUCGCCGUUUGUCUUGCCACACAGGUCGACGAGGCCUUGCCAGAGGCGUGGCACUCGGAAGCGCCCCCUCUCUCAUUUCAGGGGCUCACCAACACGCGCUCCAAGGUGUACUACUCCCCCAAGCUCAUCUACCUCAAGGUUGCCGUCAUUGCGGCACAAGACCUCAUCGGCACUGAGGAGGACCGACUGGCAGAAUCCGUCGCAAAGAUCCAGAUAGGCAGCCAGAUCAGGCGGACGCGGCCGGGGAAGCCACAGGGAUCCGUGAAUCCGACAUGGAAUGAAGAGUUCAUGUUCGUGGCCAGCGAGCCAUUUGAGGACGAGUUGGUGGUGACAGUGGAGGAGAAGGUCUGUGCCGGGAGGGCCGAGCCGAUUGGGCGCAUUAUCAUCCCUCUGGCAGACAACGUGCCGCGCAACGACCUGGCCAAGUCGGUGCCGUCCAAGUGGUUCAGCCUCUCGCAUGGGAUGAUGGAGAGCAAGGACAAGGAGUCAUUCAAGACGUUCGCCAGCAAGAUCCGUCUCAGGAUGAGCCUGGAGACGACGUACCACGUGAUGUACGAGUCCAUGAACUACAUCAGCGACCUGCAGCCGGCAGCGGGCUUUUGACACUAUUCAUUAAGUAGCAAUUUCGUGUUUUUUGUAUGUCCCAAACAAACUAAUUUGAAGUUGGAAUUUUGAACGGAAGUACGAUUAUCAUACUUGUCAA
This is a messenger RNA of Triticum aestivum (bread wheat), 2911 nucleotides long. RefSeq names its product protein QUIRKY. The record is from RefSeq and is a predicted model, not a curated record. Gene Ontology annotation, molecular function: protein kinase activity; ATP binding. The coding region runs from base 745 to 2811 and encodes 688 amino acids. NCBI's taxonomy places the organism in Eukaryota, Viridiplantae, Streptophyta, Magnoliopsida, Poales, Poaceae. Gene Ontology annotation, biological process: protein phosphorylation. The transcript has 7 exons.